This is a messenger RNA of Ixodes scapularis (black-legged tick), 1299 nucleotides long. RefSeq names its product monocarboxylate transporter 12-B. Gene Ontology annotation, biological process: transmembrane transport. Bases 1 to 1299 code for a protein of 432 amino acids. The transcript is spliced from 4 exons. Lineage: Eukaryota; Metazoa; Arthropoda; Arachnida; Ixodida; Ixodidae. The record is from RefSeq and is a predicted model, not a curated record. Gene Ontology annotation, molecular function: monocarboxylic acid transmembrane transporter activity.
AUGGAUCGCCGUUGGCACAUUCCCUUUCUUGGGGCCCUGGUGACUUUCUUCUCGUCGUCGGUGUACAGGCUAUCGGGCCUCCUUUUUGUAAACAUCAUGGAAGAGUUUAAUGUCAACCGUGAAGAAGCUUCGUGGCCCGUGAGUAUGAUACCCACCGGCUACGACAUGGGAGGACUGGUGUAUGGACUGCUUUCCCAAAGGCUAAGCUUAGUUCAGACGGCCAUCGUGGGCGCCUUCCUUACGUCGCUUGGACUCAUUGCCUCUGUUCUUAUUUCAAAAAUUUGGUGGAUGACCGUUACAUUGGGAUUGCUGCAUGGACUCGGCAGCGGAACAAUGAGUGUCUGUGUGCAAGUGUUUGUGAGUCAGAACUUUGCGGUUUACCGAGGAAUAGCCCACGGCAUUGUGAAUACCGGGCCCAGCAUUUCAGCGUUUGUCUUUCCUAUCCUCAUGUACUUAUUGACAAGCAGAUACACUUUUGAAGGCUCCCUCUUUCUCUUAGGGGGCAUCCUUCUGAACUUGAUUCCUCUUAGUACGCUUUUAGGUGAGCACUUUACAACUCCACAGAAAAACCCUCCACUAAUAGACGGCUGCGAUAGGCCGAUAACUUUUUCAGAUAAAUUGAGGAGGCAAGAAACACAAUACGGAACGCAAAAAAAUCGAUCCUCUACUUCUGAAUCAAAGCCACGCGUCCUGAAGACAGCGGGAGAGGUACUUCGAGCCCCAGUGUUCUACGUCCUAUUUGUGUCGUGGCUAGCGAUGUACUUAAACCUGGACAUAAUUCUGACUACAGUCGUUGACUUUGCAACAGACAUUGGAGCCCCUGAACGUAAAGCUGCGGCCCUGCUUUCCCUUUUCUCAAUCAUGGAUGGAACGGGGCGGCUUCUGAUUCCGCUGAUUGCAGAUAAGAACCUCGUCCGCCGCAGCACCCUCUGGGCCUUCGACUUCCUCGUCGUUGGAAUACUAGUAGCUACCCUUUCUAGCGUGAGAUCGUACAAGAGCUUAGUCAUCGUAAUGUUUCCUAUGGCAGCAGCAAUGGGUUGUUCGCAGUCGAUGUUUGGUGUGUUACUGGCAGACUAUAUCGGUCUUGACCGACUUUCUGUUGCAUAUGGACUGUGCAGCAUGAUCGGUGCACCAAUUCUUCUUCUGAAGCCUCUCGUCAUAGGUUAUUUCAGAGACACUACCGGAUCGUAUGUGGACAUGUUUUGCAUAUUGGCUGGACUUCAGAUAAUGAGCAGCUGCCUUUGGUUUGGUGUGCUAUUGGCAGAACGCAAAAACUACACUGUGGCGCUUGGAGAAUAA